AUUGCUCGCCGCAGUUCGUCUCGCAUUUGCAUGGAAUCAUCAUUAGACCGAGAACAAAAUCGCUAGAAUGAAGAUAGAUUCCGUCAUUGAACGAUACGAAGCAGCAGUUAUCGCGGUGUGAUUAAUAGAAAGUUAGUAAGUUGCGGUGACGAGGAAGCUCCAAUCGAUCGGUCAGUGUUGUCUAGAGUUGCUUCGGAAGCCGUAACGCGAGAAGCCAAUUAAAAUUGUGCUUAAAAGUUCUAGCGAAAAAAAAACCAUCAUAGUUUAUUAGUUAUGUGAUCAUCUGGGUGUUUAGUGGAAAGCAUCGGGGUUUUUUUGUUGUGAUUGGGUUUCUUUUUCAUUGCAGCGAAUGCAAAUACAGCAAAUAAAGUGAAUAUUUUUCAGCUUUCGAUAGUACGAGAAAAUAUACAAAAAAGGAAGCAAAGCGAAAUGAGAGCGUAUUUCACGCAAAUGUGAAAAAGUAUAGUGAGCGGAGAAUAUAUAUAUCGCGGAAUAGCGCGACCCGCGAGUGACAGCAAGAAAAAGAAAAGAAAGAUCUUCCGCCUAGCCUAGCCGAGCCGAGCCAGAGCGGCAGUGUGAUCUUCCUAUACAGACGACCAGAUUUCAUUCUGCCUUUCUCAUCCGUUCUCCCCUCUAAUCACAUCACACCGUAACCCCAUCAUGGACCUAACACAGUCUCAAUACACCGUGCAGGCACAGUACUCCUUCAAGGGUUCCAACAAUGACGAACUGUGCUUCAAGAAGGGCGACAUCAUCACAUUGACGCAGCGCGAGGACGGCGGCUGGUGGGAAGGUACCCUGGGCGAUAAAACGGGCUGGUUCCCGAGUAACUACGUCAAGGAGUAUGCUGGCCCUCUACCGCUGUCGGAAACUAUACGACCUCCGGAGGAGAUACAGGCCUUUCGUUCGGUGGUCUUUCGAGAUCUUCUCGAAAGCGAAAAGGCGCACGUCGCUGAGCUUCGUGGAAUGGUGGAGAACUUUCUGGAACCGCUGGAAAGUAGCCAAAUUUUAACAUCGGACGAGUACACGCAAAUGAUGUGUAAUUUCAUCGAAAUCGUUGAGAUGCAUGAGGAGUUUCUGCAGAAUCUGGAAGAUUCUAACGAUCGCGUCGGGAAGGUGUUUCUUACGAAAGCACCUACCAUGAAAAAGAUUCACCAGUGCUACUGUGCGGCUCACCCGCGUGCCAUUGUGAUAGUUGAUAAGUAUCGUGACGAAUUGAAUAAUUUUAUGGAAAAGCAGGGAGCUGCCAAACCCGGCUUGCUGGUGUUAACAACCGGUCUGUCCAAGCCAUUUCGGCGGUUGGAUAAAUAUUCGGCUAUCCUUCAGGAGCUGGAACGGCACAUGGAAAGUUGUCACCCGGAUCGGGGGGACACUCAGCGCAGUAUAGCCGUCUACAAAGACAUCGCUUCGUCGUGUUCGGCCACUAGACGACAGAAAGAGCUGGAACUGCAAAUCCUGACCGGUCCCAUCCGGGGUUGGCAGGGUCAAGAGCUUACCUCGCUGGGGGAAAUCAUUCACAUGGGCAGUGUGGCGGUUGGUCCGGAACAUAAAGACCGUUAUUUUGUGUUGUUCCCCCAGACGCUACUGAUACUGAGUGUCAGCCAGCGGAUGAGUGCGUUCAAGUACGAGGGAAAACUGCCGCUGACCGGAAUCAGCGUGUGUCGGUUAGAGGAUACCGAUCAGAUCAAGAACGCUUUUGAGAUCAGCGGUACGUUGAUCGAUCGAAUCGUAGCUGUCUGCCAGGGGCCAAACGAGGCGAACAAAUGGGUGGAUUUACUGAAUGCCAAAGUGAACCCCACCUCGUCGGACGGUCAACCUGGCAAGGACCUGAAGAGGAUAGUCAGCAGCUCGGCGAUGAGUAUUCCCCAACCACCACCACAUAUGUCCCCGCCAACCGCGACCGGCAGCAGCCAUCCGUCUCGCGGCAGUUCCAUCGCACAGCACAUGUCGCAACACAAACGCAGCCAAUCGUUCAACCACCAUCUGAGCUACAAUCAGGUGCAGCACGGGCACCAGCAGCAGUCGCAUCAAAAGCAGCAACUGCUGGCCAACUACUCCAACCGAGCAGCCAGCGAGCAAAGCCAGCACCCACCGGGGCCAAACCUAAAGGGUAUCAAGGAAAAAGCUAAUUGGAAGAUCACCAACCUGCGUCCCGCUGCACCACUUCGUCCGGCCUUAUUGAACGGUGGGAGUGGUGGUGGCGGUGGCAGCGGUUUAGGUGGAACAGGAUCAGGUAGUGGAACGGGAGCAGCAAGUGUUGGUAGUGGAAGCGGUGGUGGUGGUGGUGGCGGCAGUGUUAGCCUCACCGGAUCCGGCAGCGUUCAUCACAGUUUGUCACUCAGCCAGACGGGCGUGAAGGUGCCACCACCCACCUACGAAGAAGAUGCGCUGGUGCUGCGCGUCAUCGAGGCCUACUGUGCCGCCUAUCAGAGCAACACGCGCAACACGAUGCACUCUGGUUUGGAGUACGACGACAUGACCCCAACGUUGCGGCAAUUGUUCAUCAGCGUCCGGCAGCUGCAGCAAGACAUGGCCCAGGUCAAGACGCAGAUCAGCGAAGAGCGAACGCUGCGCAACCACCUGCAGCAGGUGCUGAUGGGUCACCUGGAGAACUACGGGACAUCGAACACGACGUGCUGAUGAGCACGGACGGGGGAGGUUUGUUCUAUUUCUUUGUUGUUUUUGGUACAUCUUCAAAUCGAAGAGCUUUUACGCAACACGGACACACACGCAUGUUUGAAUGUUGUCAAUUUGAAAUUUGGAAUUUGAUUUGGUUGGAAAUAACGAAAUUUUAACAAACAAGAAACAUAAAUUUUAAAUAACACGAAGCUUUACAGUGCACAUUAGCAAUAAUGUGAAGAAAAUAAGUAUCGAUUAAAAUUAUUUUUCUUAAAUUUAUAACAAUAUGACUAAGAAAGUAACAGAACAGAAAGUGAGUUUUUUCUUGUGCCUUAAUAGUAUUCGCAUGGAGUUAGGCCAUGUUUAUUAAAUUGAGAUGAGAUUCAUUCAUGUUCUAUAAAUAAUUGCAACGAAACCAGCAUCAACGGUUAGAGUUUUGAUGCAAGCAAGAGAAACCUUUUACUUUGGUAUGACUAAAUUGAAUUAAAAGUUGUGUUUGAUUUGAAUUGAUUCGUUUCGAUAGAUUGCAAAUGGAACUGAAUAAUAUUUUAGUAUGUUCAUAUUUGAAAGUUC
This is a messenger RNA of Sabethes cyaneus, 3192 nucleotides long. It is a transcript of the gene RtGEF, whose product is annotated as rho guanine nucleotide exchange factor 7. Gene Ontology annotation, molecular function: guanyl-nucleotide exchange factor activity; protein binding. The record is from RefSeq and is a predicted model, not a curated record. NCBI's taxonomy places the organism in Eukaryota, Metazoa, Arthropoda, Insecta, Diptera, Culicidae. The coding region runs from base 661 to 2640 and encodes 659 amino acids. The transcript is spliced from 8 exons.